Messenger RNA from Anopheles cruzii, 3965 nucleotides. It is a transcript of the gene Src64B, whose product is annotated as tyrosine-protein kinase Src64B. Gene Ontology annotation, molecular function: signaling receptor binding; ATP binding; non-membrane spanning protein tyrosine kinase activity. The coding region runs from base 23 to 1636 and encodes 537 amino acids. Gene Ontology annotation, cellular component: extrinsic component of cytoplasmic side of plasma membrane. The record is from RefSeq and is a predicted model, not a curated record. Lineage: Eukaryota; Metazoa; Arthropoda; Insecta; Diptera; Culicidae. The transcript is spliced from 4 exons. Gene Ontology annotation, biological process: protein phosphorylation; cell surface receptor protein tyrosine kinase signaling pathway; cell differentiation.
UUGAGUGCCCACGCGCCUUAAGAUGGGCAACAAAUGUUGCAGCAAGCGACAGGAUCAGGAACUAGCGCUCACCUAUCCCGGCGGCUACAAGAAGGGCGAGAACAGCUUCAACUCGAACCUUUCCGGACCGAAGCACACUAAUGGCGGUUCGAUCGACUCACGUUACACACCAGACCCGAACCGGGGUCAGCUGAUAAAGCACCCGAAGGGUGGCGUGGACAUCAUAAGACCCAGAACGACACCGCUCUUGCCUGGUCACAAUACGCGACGGAUAGUGGUGGCACUCUACAACUACAAUGCUCGUGAGGAAACGGACGUCAGUUUCGUCAAGGGCGACCGGAUGGAGGUGAUGGACGACACCGAGUCCGACUGGUGGCGCGUAGUGCACCUGAAAACUCGCCAGGAAGGUCUUAUCCCGUGGAACUUUGUCGCCGAAGAUCGGAGCGUCAACAGCGAAGAUUGGUUCUUCGAAAAUGUCUCCCGAAAGGAAGCAGACAAGUUACUGCUGGCGAACGAAAACCCUCGUGGCACAUUCCUGGUGCGCCCGUCCGAGCACAAUCCGAACGGGUUCUCGCUGUCGGUCAAGGAUUGGGAGGAAAUCCGAGGCUACCACGUGAAGCAUUACAAGAUCAAACCGCUGGACAACGGUGGCUACUAUAUCGCAACAAACCAAACUUUCCCCUCGUUACCUGCGCUCGUGAUGGCAUAUUCAAAGAAUGCACUCGGCCUUUGCCACGUACUCUCGAGUCCCUGCCCAAAACCCCAGCCUCAGGUGUGGGAUCUUGGGCCCGAGUUGCGUGACAAAUGGGAAAUUAAUCGCAGCGAGAUCCAGCUCAUUCGCAAGCUUGGCCAUGGUAACUUCGGCGAAGUGUACUACGGCAAGUGGCGCAACAACAUUGAGGUGGCAGUGAAGACGCUACGCGAAGGUACAAUGUCGACGCAGGCGUUCCUGCAGGAGGCGGCCAUCAUGAAGAAGUUCCGCCACAGCCGAUUGGUAGCGCUGUACGCCGUGUGUUCGAAAGAGGAACCGAUCUACAUCGUACAGGAGUACAUGUCGAAAGGAAGCCUGCUCGACUUCCUACGCACGGGUGACGGCCAGUUCCUGCAGUUUGAGGAUCUGAUCUACAUAGCGGCACAGGUUGCGUCCGGUAUGGAGUAUCUCGAGCUAAAGCAGCUCAUCCACCGCGAUCUAGCCGCUCGCAAUGUGCUGAUAGGGGAGAACAACGUGGCGAAGAUCUGUGAUUUCGGUUUGGCGCGGGUGAUAGCCGACGAUGAGUACUGCCCCAAGCAGGGCUCUCGCUUCCCAGUGAAGUGGACGGCCCCGGAAGCGAUCGUGUACGGCAAGUUCUCGAUCAAGUCGGACGUCUGGUCGUACGGUAUUCUGCUCAUGGAGCUGUUCACCUACGGUCAGGUGCCGUACCCCGGCAUGCACAGCCGAGAGGUGAUCGAGCAGAUCGAGCGGGGCUACCGUAUGCCAAAGCCGACCAACCACCACCUGCCGGAUGACAUCUACAGUCUGAUGCUGAAAUGUUGGGACGCGAUACCGGACAAACGGCCAACGUUCGAGUUUCUGAAUCACUACUUCCAGAACUUUACCAUCACCUCGGAGGUCCCGUACCGAGAGGUGCAGGACUAAGCGCCCUAGGCCGACCCCUGACCGGUCCUGGCGUCACGGUCUGCUCCUCCGGUAGAGGGGCAGAUGCACAGGGUUAGAUACGUAAGAGUCCUGUUCCCUCGCGUUGUAGAUGUGAGACGUGGCGGAAAGGCACGCAAAGGUUACACCGGAAAACCUUGAUCGUUUUCUCUCUACCUUCUUCCCUCCCUUGCUUUCUGUGUCGCCCGUUCAAGCACAACGGUUAUUUGAGUUUCAUUUUUUGCUCAAUCCGUUCCACUUCAAAGUUCACUAUUUGCUACUAACCGUGGAAACACCUGCGUAUGAACCACUCGUUCAUAACAACAGCAGCCGGUAGAUGGCUAUGUGCAAAGCAAGUGGAUCUUCUCCUGUUGCCAAUAAGUCGUGUGCGAGCUUCAGGUCAGGAUAAGGUAAAAUUCGACAGGCCACUCUUAGUGAUCUUUUAUGGUGUGUUUUAGAAACGCACACGCGUUAGCUCAAGAGGAUUGCGGAGGUUAUGGCUUAUUGUCCCCAAAACACCGAACGAAGCACAUAAUUCGUACAUGUACGUGCUUGGGGGAUGGAUUCUUUUUCCGUGGGCCAUUAAUUUUAAUCACCCUUAAGCGUGCAGGAUCUGGGAAGGAACAUAGAAAUUUGGUGUCGCGCCUGCGGAGAAAUGGAAGAAGAAUGAAAUGAAAAGAGAAGACACGGACUGACAUUUGUCAAAUCCAUCGUAUUCAUUAGGCAUCAACCCGAGAGACUCCUCCCAUAUCCAACAUAGUAACCGCGAGUAACGGCAAAAACAAAAAUGUAUAAGCGAAAAGGAAAGACAAGCUAAAAGAAAAAUGUGCACGAGUGGUGUGUAUGUCCGUCUGCAGGAACUUUCGGUGCGCCGAUUAGUUUCUUCUGCUGGAGGAUCGAUUUUACAUCCCCAGCAAAUGCUAAGAAAAUUAUUGGCACAAAGGAAAGACGGAAUGAAAAACCAAAGUUCAAAUGUUAUUCAUCUAAUUCUAAUUCCCGUGUAAUCGUGUAGGUUUUUGACAUUUAGUUUUAACGAAUACGAAUACGGUUUUGGGCAGAGAGUUUUUGUGUACUAUCGACAAAAUGUAAGCCCCACUCUUUUGAAAUCCUAUUCUAUGUAGCCACCGUCGCCAAGACAACGAGGAUGGCGCGUAACGCGCUCGUAUCAUUAGCAACCCACGAAGCCAAUAUCAGCGUUAAAUUACUAGCAAAAAGAGCGUUUACAGACAAUGACUAAAGAACUCAAAACAUGAAAAUAACAACGGAUAAUCAUCACACGGUGUUCGCGCCAAACUUUUGUUUGUCGUUCUAUAGUUUUACUUUUCUAAGGGAAGCAAACAGUUUAAAUGCAGCACAAAAUCAAGUAAAAUCAGAUCGUAAUAGACUUCACGCUGAAAGUGAUAUUAUGAUUUAAAUAAAACGAAAGGGAAAAGAAUAGAACUCAGCACUAUCAUCACGAUCUUGCACAAUCCCGCAAAAUUCUGCUGCAAAUGCAAAACCAACGUAGAAGGACGCGCUUCUGGACGCUGGAGCCAAAUGUGUCUUCGAACUGCCAUAGAUAUGCAUUCAACUAUCCAUUUUCUUUGCAAUUCUUGGUGCAUUCCCUCUGGUUCUGGUGUUCAUAAUAGAUAUGCAUUCUCUGAUGGCGAGUGGUGUGAUGUGCAAUGCAAGAAUAUCAUUUUUGACGCACUGCUCUUUUUCCUCUCCUCGUCAUAAAAGCGCAAAACAUAGACACAAAAAUGUCGCAAAAAGAGAACAGUUUUUGGGGCAUGAAUUCAAAGAAAACAAUAAAAUAAACGGUGAAAAUAGCAAAACCAAACAAACAAACGAACAUAGCAACCCGAUACUAUAACAAACAUGAUGUGCAUUUGGACCGGUUUCGGCUAUCAGAGUGAAGAUGCGUUGUGUGAUGAUUUUCGAAAUGCGGUUCUUCUGAUACAAUUUUACCAAGAAUGGCAGUGGCAACUAGGAUGGACGAAAGGAGGUAAAACUCACAGUGACUCUCACUAUUACACACCCAUACAUUCAUUGACGAAUAGACAAAUUUGUGGAACGCGUAAAAUAAACAUAAGCAUAAGCUCUAAAUUAAAUUAGCUAUUUCAGCAUAAGUUAAUGGGAUGAAUGGAAAAUAACUAGUGACAGGAAGACAGGAAGAAGAGUCUGGUGAAGCUAAACUAUGUGAAGUGCAGUAGUAAAAAGAGAAGAAAAUAAAGCAACGCAUAAACGCAAAUCAUACCACGAAACAAUACAAAAACAGUACACAUUUUACGACUACAUUAUAUUUAUACCCCGAUACCCCGACGCGGAAAGUGGAUUGAAUUGGAGCAUUUAC